AUGGCAGUGUCAGGGAGAAAGGUUUCAGGUUCAGCAAAGGAUUAUGACUACUGUUGUGAACCAUGCUUGGCUAUUGGUCAGUAUAUAGAAGCCCAUGGAUUUUGUGUGGACUGUCAGGAAUACUUGUGCAAGACCUGUUUUGCUUGUCAUCAACGAACAAAGGCCUCAAAACAUCAUCAACUUCUUGACAAAACGAGCAUAGACAAACAGAUUAUUCAUAGCAAAGAUUCAACAGUGUGUAACGAAAAGUGUCAAAUUCACAAAAAUGAAAUUAUUAAAUUUUUCUGCACAAACCAUGAAUUUCUCGGAUGUACUGAUUGUAUAACACCAAGUCACAGGACAUGCAAAAUUGACUACAUACCAGAUAAAUGUGCAGGUAUAAGAGAUAGUGGCGAGUACAGGGAAACAAUGAAAGCACUGGAACAGAAGAUGAAAGAUGUGGCUGUUGUAAUCAAGAAAGCAACAUUGCAAGACAAGGGGUUAGACCUCUCCCAUGAUCAUGUCGUAAAAGAAACUGUUAAGUUCCGCAAUGAAAUCAAUGAUCACUUGGAUAAACAGCAAAAGCAAUUUCUGACAGAUGCUGAGAAAAAGAAGCUUAAGGACAAACAAACGCUCAAAAAUGUGCUUGAUACAUGUGCUGCUGUUUCUUCAGAUAUCAUGAAAGUCAAGUCAAGUCUACAAGACAGCAAAACUUCGCAGCAGAAUGGACAACUUUACAUCAUGAUCAAACAAGCAAAAUCCAACCUAAAGUUGGAUGAUUUGAAGAAUGCUCAAGAAACGUUGGAUAAGACCAGCAUUCAAUACACAUUUGAAAGAAACAAAGAAUUAGAGAACCUCCUUACUAAUCAAUAUAUAUUUGGAAAGUUGACCCAAUCCACUACCUUGGUGACUAACAUAGGAGAUAUAAAUGUACAGACAAUAUUAGAUAAUUUUAAACAUUGGAUCACGGGAUGUGUUGUGUUGUCCUCUAACAAAGUUAUGAUAGUAGAUGGCAACAACUGUUCACUGAAAGUUGUGGACACACAAAGUAAAGUAGUGAUAGAAGAGAAAACCCUGGAAUCGAGACCAUGGGACAUUUGUAUACUGCCUCAAGACCAUAUUGCUGUGACAAUGCCAGAUCAGAAAACUAUAUUGGUAAUGGCAACAAAUGGUAAAAUUUCAAUCAUUCGCAGGAUUCCGUUUCAAGGAAAAUGUGGAGGUGUGACUUAUCAUCAAGAUCAUCUAUAUGUAGUUUGUUUAGGUCCUAUUUGCGUGAUUAAAAUAGAUAUACAAGGGAAUGUUAUUGAUAUGAUAUACAUAGAGAAUGAGAUAUUUGCCAGCCCAAACUACAUACUAUUGAGUAAAGAUGCCACACACAUCUACAUCAGUGACUGUAAGAGCCACAGUGUUGCUUGUGUAUCAUUACAGGGUGAUAUAUUAGCUGUAUAUAAGCACAAGGAUCUCAGAGUACCAAUGGGAAUGGUGAUGAUAGAUGAUGGAUCAUUAAUUGUGUGCUGCUACAACUGCAAUGGCACCAUACAUCAUAUCUCAAGAGACUUGAAGCGAGGUCAGACAAUAUCAGAUGGAUUACAGUACCCACAGUCUAUAUGCUACAAUAGCAAGGAACAAAAGGUCUACAUUGGUGGACUUUGUGAUCAGCUAAAGAUAAAAAAGUUUGGAAAGAAGAAAUAA
Mercenaria mercenaria is the source of this 1671-nucleotide messenger RNA. RefSeq lists its product as uncharacterized. Lineage: Eukaryota; Metazoa; Mollusca; Bivalvia; Venerida; Veneridae. Bases 1 to 1671 code for a protein of 556 amino acids. The transcript has a single exon. The record is from RefSeq and is a predicted model, not a curated record.